AUGAAACUCUCCGCCAUGACCGCGGCGGCGUCCACCGUCCUCCUAGCGACGGGCGCUUCGUCUGCCGCCUUGCCGGCAGGAGGCCAAAAGUCCCCCGAGCCCGUGACGACGGCUUACGCGUCGCGCAUGGCCGAGUCGUGGAUCAAGCUCAACAACGAGCAGCAGCGGGCGGCGUGGUACGGACGCGCGGCGCUGUACACGGGGUACGAGGCCGUGAUUGCUCGCACCGGCAACGACACCCUGCUGGACUGGUACCGGUCCAAGAUGGACGACGACAUUGUCAACCCGGACGGGUCCAUCAUCGACUGGCGGCCCACGCACUACUCGAUGGACGACUACCGCAUCGGCCACAACAUCCUGUACUGGUACGAGCGCACGGGCGAGGAAAAGUACAGGAUCGCGGCGGAUGUCGUCCGGGACAUGCUCAAGAGCCACCCGCAGACGCCGACGGGGGGUUUCUGGCACAGGGAUGUUGUUUAUCCCAACCAGAUGUGGCUCGACGGGAUUUACAUGGCCGACACGUUUUAUGCGCGGUACACCAAGAUGUUUCAGCCCGACAAUCAGACUGCCUGGGAUCACAUCGUCCUGCAGUGGGACAAGAUCGAAGCAGCCACCCGCGUUCCCUCCACCAACCUCCUCGUGCACGGCUUCGACGAGUCCAAAAGCGCGGUCUGGGCCAACGCCGUCACGGGCGCCGCGCCCAUCGUCUGGAACCGCGCCGUGGGCUGGUACAUCUGGUCGCUGGUCGAGGUCCUCGACCUCUUCCCCAAGUCCCACCCGGGCUACGCGCGGCUGAUGGGCUACUUCACCACGCUGGCCGAGGGCCUGAAGCGCGCGCAGGACCCCGAGUCGCACGGCUGGUGGCUGGUCAUGAGCGACCCGUACAUCGGCGUGGAGCCCAACUACCUCGAGAGCUCGGCCGCCGCCAUGUUCACCUAUGGCUGGCUGGCCGGCAUGAAGAGGGGCUGGAUCUCGGAGGACGAGUUCCUCGGCCCCGCGACCCGUGCCUACUCGCACAUGAUCCGGGACUUUGUCACCGAGAACGCCGACGGGACCAUCACUUGGGAGAAGACGGUUGAGGUCGGGUCGCUGGGUAGCAAUGCUACGUUUGAGUAUUACACAGGAAUCCCGGUUGUGCAACACGACACCCGUGGCGUGGGGCCGUUCCUGCUGGCUGCCGUGGAGUGGGAGGAACGGAACAAUAUCCCGUCUUGA
This is a messenger RNA of Pyricularia pennisetigena, 1215 nucleotides long. RefSeq lists its product as uncharacterized. Lineage: Eukaryota; Fungi; Ascomycota; Sordariomycetes; Magnaporthales; Pyriculariaceae. The transcript has 3 exons. The record is from RefSeq and is a predicted model, not a curated record. Bases 1 to 1215 code for a protein of 404 amino acids. Gene Ontology annotation, biological process: carbohydrate metabolic process.